CCGUCAGGCCGAGUGCCGCGGUAGCCGCGGCGGCAGCGGAGGAGCGGGGAGCCGGACCGGAAGGGUCGUAGCGCCCCGCCGCCCCUCACACCCACUGCGGCGGCGACGGGGCGGGGCUGAGCGGGGCAGCAGAACUGGGAGCCGCCAGCGUGCAGCGCUGCCUGUGCCGCUGGUCCUCUCCUCCUGGCGGGGAGCCGAGUCACUGUGUCAGAAUGUGCAGCAGAGCAACUUAGGACAGAAAGAAUUUAUCUUGGCUCACAGUUUGAGAAGGCACAGUUCAUCACGGUGGAGCUCAUGGUGGUGAAGUAUGUGGCUGGAACUCCUCACAUGUCCAUAGACCAGGAUGCAGUUUGGGCUGGAAACAUAUAGGCAGUUACCCUCAAUGCCUGUCCUCCAGAAACUCACCUUCUUCAGCCAUCCUGCCUCCGAAGGUUCCACAACCUCCCCAAACAGUGCUACUCUCUGGGACCACAUAUUCAGACAGCCUGUGGGGCACAUUUCACACUCAAACCUGACUCUGGGACUCUCAGCCUGCUGCCUAAAGCACAGGAAACCUGCUUUCUGAGCACUGGUUUAUACUCAUAUGGAUUUGACAACGCUACCACCUCUUUGGAAUACUGUAUGACACUACAUCAUGAGUGACAGCAAAUGCGAUAGUCAGUUUUACAGUGUGCAAGUGGCGGACUCAACCUUCACUGUCCUAAAACGUUACCAGCAGUUGAAACCAAUUGGCUCAGGAGCCCAAGGAAUUGUUUGUGCUGCUUUUGAUACAGUUCUUGGGAUAAAUGUUGCAGUCAAGAAACUAAGCCGUCCUUUUCAGAAUCAAACUCAUGCAAAGAGAGCAUACCGUGAACUCGUCCUCUUAAAAUGUGUCAAUCAUAAAAAUAUAAUUAGCUUGUUAAAUGUGUUCACACCACAAAAAACUCUAGAAGAAUUUCAAGAUGUGUACUUGGUUAUGGAAUUAAUGGAUGCUAACUUGUGUCAGGUUAUUCAUAUGGAGUUGGACCAUGAGAGAAUGUCCUACCUGCUUUACCAGAUGCUCUGUGGUAUUAAGCAUCUGCAUUCAGCUGGCAUCAUUCAUAGAGAUUUGAAGCCUAGCAACAUUGUAGUAAAAUCAGACUGUACCCUUAAGAUCCUUGACUUUGGCCUGGCCCGGACAGCCUGCACCAACUUUAUGAUGACCCCCUACGUGGUAACUCGCUAUUAUCGGGCUCCAGAAGUCAUCCUGGGCAUGGGCUACAAGGAAAAUGUUGAUAUCUGGUCAGUGGGUUGCAUCAUGGGAGAGCUGGUGAAAGGUUGUGUGAUAUUCCAAGGCACUGACCAUAUUGAUCAGUGGAAUAAAGUUAUUGAGCAGCUGGGAACACCAUCAGCAGAGUUCAUGAAAAAACUUCAGCCAACUGUGAGAAACUAUGUAGAAAACAGACCAAAGUAUCCUGGAAUCAAAUUUGAAGAACUCUUUCCAGAUUGGAUAUUUCCAUCAGAAUCUGAGCGAGACAAAAUAAAAACAAGUCAAGCCAGAGAUCUAUUAUCAAAAAUGUUAGUGAUUGAUCCUGACAAGCGAAUCUCUGUGGAUGAAGCCUUGCGUCACCCGUAUAUCACUGUUUGGUAUGACCCCGCAGAAGCAGAAGCGCCACCACCUCAGAUUUACGAUGCCCAGUUGGAAGAAAGGGAGCAUGCGAUUGAAGAGUGGAAAGAGCUAAUUUACAAAGAAGUAAUGGACUGGGAAGAAAGAAGCAAGAACGGUGUUGUGAAAGAUCAGCCUUCAGAUGCAGCAGUAAGUAGCAGUGCCGCUCCUUCUCAGUCAUCAUCUAUCAAUGACAUUUCAUCCAUGUCCACUGAGCAGACACUGGCCUCAGACACAGACAGCAGUCUCGAUGCCUCAACAGGACCCCUUGAAGGUUGUCGAUGAUAUGUUGGAAACAGCACACUUGUCUGUGAAGGAACUCUCGCUUCCAUGGCCCUGACAUGCGUGAGAGUUGAUGGAACCAAAUAGAAAAACUCCAUGUUCUGCAUGUAAGAAACAUGAUGCCUUGCCUCUACUCAGUUCUAAUAGGAUUGCCUGCUUAGAUCAUAAAAUGAAGCAGAUUACGUCUGAAGAAAAAAGUACAAGCCACACUGUUAGAGAUUUUGUUCAAGGUCAUUUCAGGUGAGCAAUUAGAAUAGAUGAAUUUCUUUUACACAUUGUGUGGUAUUGUGGUGACAGUGUCUUAUCUGUAACCACUGGGACUUAUAUGCAUGUGGCCACAAAUGCUUGCUUGAACUUGUACAUCUAGCAAUCUGGGAAUCAGUAUUUCAAUUCCAAAUAAUCUAGGUAGUUCUGCUUCUAGAAUAAUCUCUUAAUUAUCUUUAGUAAUUUGGUAUCUGUCCAGAAAAAAAAUAGAUUCAUGUAUAUUAAUUGGCUGCCCUCAUAUUUAAUAAAUAAAAAUAUAGCUUUUCUUAAAUUUUCAAUGUUUUGGGCUGAGAAUUACCACUGCUAGAACCAAGUCAUUAUUGCCUGUGUCCUCCAGACUGCCCAGUGCAGAAGGCUGCAUUCAGCUUCUGCAUGACACAGUUUCCCGCUUCAUUUCGUGCUGCUUAAGACCCAUAUAACCAAAAUCCUGCCCAUGUAGCUCCUUUUUCUUAGUCUGCUAGACUACUAGUCUGGAACAUUCCCUAGAGCCUCACCUUCUCUAUCAGACAUAUAGCACUCCAUCUCAUGAAAUGCUGGCAGGUAGACCUCUGAAUCCGCUGGCGAGUGUUCAGGUAGAAGACAGCGUCCCUCAAGGUCAGUCAUGGCCCAGAUGCUUCCUUCCUGGAGUGGCCUGGGUCCUUGGCUCACCUCCAUUCAAGGGGAAAGACCAGUCAGUCUCGCAGGCAGGCUUUCCUUGUACAGCACCGCAUUCCAACUCCCUUGACUUUCUCACUGAAAGAAGCCACACCAGCCAGCCCACCACAGUCUGUUGGGAGGCCAGGCUCACGAUGCCGUCUUGCUGCUGUGCUUUUCCAUUUUAUGGAGGCAUUUCCUUCCCUAAGGGAAAGUCAUGAAUGUUUUGGAAAAACUCUUCAGAGAUACAGAGGAAAUACCCUGGAGAGUAGUGAUCUACUCUGAAAUAUUUUCUCAUUUAAAAGUGCUCACCUGAAAUUGAUACUUUCAGACUUCCUGAUAUGUAAAAGUGUUCACGAUGUAUUAAGAUACUGAGUACUUCCAUGUCACUGCAGAAAUGGAGUUAGGAUGCUCAUGUUUUGGUUGCUUGUGCUCAGAGUGUGUUUCCCUUGAGCUUACUUUGUUACCAGUUCAUAUCUUGUGUUCAAUUAUUUUGGAAGCUAUUUGGUCAACAUUCUGUAAAACGUGUUCUGGAAGGAAUUUUGAUAAGAACAUUUACAAGGAGUAUCUGAAAUGUAUGAUUCUGUCUGCACCAGUUGUAUCCUAGUGGUCGGUCUUGUCAGUGGAAAUCAGAACCUUUGAUGAACAAAAUUCAUCUUGAAAUAAGGAAUAGUUUUAUAUUAUGUAUGUGGACACUUUCAAGUACAAAGUAGAGAUGCUAAUAUGGACAAGGCAGAAUGCCUGUUCAUGGCUCAAGAUGAUUUGGGCCCUGGAGGCCUGAUGUUACAGUUAUGAAAAUUACCACCAUACAUGUAUAAACAUCUUCCAAUGGCCUUCUCUGAUGCACAUUCUUUUAAAACACUUCCCUAAAACCAUCUUUAAGAGGAAAAUCAGAGAAAGGGGAGCUUUUCAAGCUGUACCGUCUGCCCUGUGCUGUAAAGGGAGCAUGCAAUGGUGAGGCUGGUCCAGGUCCCACGGACAGACACCUACCUGUGAGUGGAGCAGUGCCCUACAGAGUGGCUUUCUGCACGCCCCUUCCUCUAUGCCUCCAGUGAGCUUGUUGCCACAGAUGGAGCCCAUGCUGGUGUGGAGGGUCUCCUGGUAAGACCCUCUUUUGCCAGGUAGGCAAGUGUACCUAGAACUGGCCAUAGCGCCGAAGAAAUACCUCACCGCAGGUUCAGGGUCCUCCCUCCUGAGCCUAGAUCUGCCAGGGUCCUGGUGCAAUGCAAAUGGUUUCGAACAGAUUUCUGUAGACAAAUGUUGAUGUUGGAUAAAGAACUGAAAAAUGUGCUCAACUUUUUCAUCUUUUCUAUUUUAUUUUUGUAAUUUAUAUUGUACACACCCUGGAAGUCACUAUUUUGGACAUGUAUUUUUAUAAACCAGGUAAUUGGUGAUUAUCUGGAAUUUGCACUAGGUCAGUUUUUUGUUGUUGUUGGCUUAGUUUUUAGUUGAAAGGGAAUGGCUGCCCCCUCUAUGUGUGGGUCUCAAUUUCAAGCACAGGUCUGGAGGGUAGACAGAGUCCAGGCUGGGAGAGCAGUCUCAGAACACUGGCUCAUAGUGCCUAGAAGUCUUGGGUCUGCAGUCAGACGGGGCUGUACUCUUAUAUCAGAGCCCCAGCGCUAGAAGGAGAAAACCCUCUACAAGGCUCUUGCUGACACUGGGGCCUGCAU
Messenger RNA from Nannospalax galili (Upper Galilee mountains blind mole rat), 4473 nucleotides. It is a transcript of the gene Mapk9, whose product is annotated as mitogen-activated protein kinase 9. Gene Ontology annotation, cellular component: nucleus; cytoplasm. NCBI's taxonomy places the organism in Eukaryota, Metazoa, Chordata, Mammalia, Rodentia, Spalacidae. Gene Ontology annotation, biological process: protein phosphorylation; JNK cascade. The record is from RefSeq and is a predicted model, not a curated record. Gene Ontology annotation, molecular function: ATP binding; JUN kinase activity.